GGCCCCACACAUGCACACACGUUUAAAAAAACAAAACAAAACACACACCCCACCCUGCGGCCAGCUGUUUCUGGUUAGACAUUCGGCCCUGCAGUGUAGAGCAGGCAGGCCGGAGUCAUGGAGCGGCAACUGGAGCUCGCUGCCUUCGGUCUGGCCCUCACAGGGUGGUUUUGUGCCAUUCUGACACGCUGCCUGGCCCUGUGGAAGGUGAGCGGCACCUUGAACAACAACACGGCGACUCUGCCUGCCUACUGGGACGGGGUGUGGCUGGAAUGGGAUCACUGGGACUUGGCCCACGAUGGAAGCUUGCACUGCUCCUUCUACCAGUCUCUCAUGUCUCUUUCUGGAAGUUUUCGGACGUGGAGAGCCCUCAUCAUGGCAGCCAUCGGAGCCGGGGCGUUUGCUGUGGUGAUAGGAGCAGCGGGGGCGGUGUGGUUCCCCCUGCGUGGCCAGAUCAAAGUGUUUUCUGGUGCUCUCUUUGUUUUGUCUGGAAUCCUGCUGCUGGUUCCCACAGCCUGGACGUGCCAUCACACCAGUCAGCCACUGGAGGGUGCUGUGCUGCUGAGGAGAGACUGGGGACCUGCGCUGUACCUCGGAUGGAUAUCCUUUGCUUUGAUGCUGACAGGAGGAGUGUUUCUCACCACUAGAUGCCCCACUACUGAGGGGCUGGUGCAGCACCCGAAUCCAGAGGCCGAGGCCAGUCACCCACUGAGCCGGAUCAACAGGACUACAUUCACAAACAGCCAGUUUGAGCGCCGAUCAGAGCCUCUCUGAGGGGACUGUGAAGUCAUACUUAACCAAAGAAAAUCAUCAACAUGUGAAAUGAGUGUGGGAGAUUUACCAGGAUGCUGGCUGCACAUGUUGAGUAACGAUGCACUGACUUCACUCAGCACGGACAUUACAAAGUCACGUGUCAUAAGUUUUAUUGGUAGGACUUUGAAUUUGAAUCUUGUUUUGCAUUUUGGCUUCUUGUUUCUAUUGAAGCUUUAUAGAAUUGUUUUACUUGCAAAUCAUUUCCCCCUUUUAAUAUCACCUUUAGUUCAUUAUUGAUACUAAUUUGACAUUAAGAAAGUACAGCCAUUGUAUAGUUUAUUCAUUGUAAUGUCUUAAAUGUGAAAGUUAGUAUUGGUCUUCAAACUAAAUACGUAUUGCACAGAUGCAUUGCAUUUAAUUAGAGUCAUUUUCAGAUUUGUUUUGUUUACGUGACGGUGACAAAUGUUUACAUCCGAGAUGAAUUCUUCUUCACAAAAGGACACUGGAAUAAAGCAUUGCACAUA
This is a messenger RNA of Cottoperca gobio, 1277 nucleotides long. RefSeq names its product claudin-4-like. The record is from RefSeq and is a predicted model, not a curated record. NCBI's taxonomy places the organism in Eukaryota, Metazoa, Chordata, Actinopteri, Perciformes, Bovichtidae. Gene Ontology annotation, molecular function: structural molecule activity. The transcript has a single exon. Bases 118 to 774 code for a protein of 218 amino acids. Gene Ontology annotation, cellular component: bicellular tight junction; membrane.